Messenger RNA from Plasmodium yoelii, 1767 nucleotides. RefSeq names its product conserved Plasmodium protein, unknown function. The coding region runs from base 1 to 1767 and encodes 588 amino acids. The transcript has a single exon. Lineage: Eukaryota; Apicomplexa; Aconoidasida; Haemosporida; Plasmodiidae. The record is from RefSeq and is a predicted model, not a curated record. Gene Ontology annotation, molecular function: medium-chain fatty acid-CoA ligase activity. Gene Ontology annotation, biological process: fatty acid metabolic process.
AUGGGGGUAAUUUUAUUCAGGAAAUUGGGAAUAACCAGGAGAUUGUUUGGAACAAUUCAAAAUUUACUGAACGAGCCUUUUAAUAUUUAUACUAAUAAUCAUAUAGUAACAUCAACACAUUUUUCAAAAGAAAUAUAUAUUAUGAAUAAUAAACUUCUAUACUAUAUUAGAGAUUAUUUUAAAUUAAAUUAUUGUCUAAACAUUUUGAAUAAUAGUCAGAAUAAAACAAGAAUAGGAUGUCUAUUCCCUCCUUGUUAUUCUCAACUUAUUUUUAAAUUUUGCAUUUUAUUAAAUAAUUUUGAUUAUGUAUCAAUACCUACACCAAUAUAUAAAUCAAAACAAAUAAAACAAAAAUAUUCUUUUUAUAUAGCUGAAAAUAAUAUCGAUUUAAUUUUGUGUCAUCCUUUUUAUAAACAUUAUAUUGAAGAAAUAGCUUAUAAUUUGCAAUUACCAUUUUUAAUAUGUUAUGAUAAACCAGAUAUAAUAACACCCCAUGAAUAUUUAGAAGAUUUACAAGAAGGCAAGGAAAAGUUUGCUCACAAUUUAUUUCAUAGCAUGGAAAAAUCGAAUGAUUUGAUAAAAGAAUGGGAAACAAAUGUAGAGGGGAAUGAAAUUACAAUGCCAAAUAAAGAUAAAAAUUUUGAGCAACUUGCGAAUUUAAAAAGUGAAGAAAAAAUAGAAAAAGACCAAAAUGAUAACUAUCUACAUAUGCAAUUAUCCAAAGAAAAUGAAUGUGAUAAAAGCAUAAAAUUCAAAUUAUCUGAUAUAUUAGAACAAGGUAAAAGUAUAAAAAAUGCUAUAGAAUUUAAUGAAGAGAAUAAAAAUGUAUUAAUAUGUUUGCCUGCUAAUAAUAUCCAAUAUUUUGAUAUAGUAUUUAGUAUGAUAAAUGUGAAUGCAACAAUAAUAUAUCCAGAAAUAUGUAAAAAUAAAAUAUUAAAAAAUAAUUACAUGGAAUGGUUUAAAAAUAAUAUGAAAAGUAAUAAAGAUAAUAACUUUUCAAUUCAUGAUUUAAUUAUAAAAAAUGAUUUUAAAAAUAUUGAUUUUGAUUUUAUUGAUGGUCCAACUUUAUUUGAAGAAAUACAAAAUAGUGAACAAAAAAUAAAUAUAUUAAUAUGCAACAAUUAUUUACUUCGUGAUUUUAUAAUUUUUUUUGAAAACUCACAAAUAAAUAAUAUAACAAAACGAGAAUUUAUACAAAAAAAAGCAAAUCAUAUAAAUACGAUUAUAAUAAAUGGUAACGAAAUAAUGCCUGGAAUUAAUAAAAAAUAUAUAGACAAAAUUAAAAAUAUUUUUAUAAAUGCAAAAAUCUAUCAAAGAUAUAUAAUACAAGAAAUAGGCACAGUUUGUAUAUUAGAUUAUGAUCAAUUAAAUAACGAGAAUAUAAAUUAUGAUAGAAAACUAGCUGGUUAUAUAUUACCAAAUAUAUCUAUAAAAAUAGAUAAAGAAACAAAUUUAAUGAAAAUUAAAUCAGAUAAUAUAUUUAGUGAAUAUUAUAACAACAACAAAAUUACUGAAAAUUCAUUUGACCCAGAUGGAUUUUUUAAAACAAAAUAUUUGGCUUCUCUAAAUGAAGGACAAUCUUUAUUAAAAAUAGAAGGUAUUCAUAACAGUUUGGAAAAUAUGCCUGAUGAAUAUUAUUUAUACUACAAACAGAGGCGAGAUAAAAUGGAAAAAAACCCUCCUGGUUAUUUGAAGAGAGUUAAACUCCAAGGUAAAAUAUGGGGAAAUUUCCACGCAAAUAAGAAGAAUUGGAAACGAAAAUUUUGA